Messenger RNA from Zeugodacus cucurbitae (melon fly), 2535 nucleotides. Its product is annotated as putative inorganic phosphate cotransporter. Gene Ontology annotation, biological process: monoatomic anion transport; transmembrane transport. Gene Ontology annotation, molecular function: transmembrane transporter activity. Gene Ontology annotation, cellular component: plasma membrane. Bases 990 to 2324 code for a protein of 444 amino acids. The record is from RefSeq and is a predicted model, not a curated record. The transcript has 4 exons. Lineage: Eukaryota; Metazoa; Arthropoda; Insecta; Diptera; Tephritidae.
AAAAUAAUGAAAUAGUAAAAAAAAAUAAUAAAAAAUAUACCAAAACAUUAAUUGUGUAGAGAUAUUUUUUAAGGAACUGGUUAAGCAUUGGAAUUCAUACAAUGAAACUGGAGGUAUAUCAAGCUUUAACAAAGCUCCUUUGGAAUGAUGAAACUAAUUAUAACUUCAAUUUGGACUCUUUUAUUCAUCUUAGCAGUUAGAGAACCAUCUUUGGUGAUGCCAAAUCUGGAGAUACGAGAAUUGUUUGUCCUUUAUGAAUCCCAGAAAACGAUAGCGUUCACCUUUCUGGUCAAUGGCACAGUUACCGCCUUUUUCAUCUUAAGCUCGCUGGGUGAAGUCCACUAUAUCGACUGUUCCUUAGUCUGUGGUGUGUACUAUUGGAUUCAUGUUUCAACGAUGGUCACGAAACGAUGCAAAAACCCAUAAGAUUUCGUUCAGCGUCAGAUCUCUGUGAAUGGAUCUUAUGUUUGUACCGCCGGUGUUCUCCAGCCCAAUAUUUCAUACAGAAGUCUUUUGAGAUGUCUCUACUGUCUUAACUAUCAUAAGCACGCUCAAUCGAUGAUCAUCCAAUAUGUGACCGUGGACUUUUGUCACGCUAUCCUCCGAGAUAGCCGUUUUCCGGCGCGUUCACUUGUUCCAGGAUUCUAAAAAACUGACGUGCGACCGCGUUGAAAUUCCUUAAACAAAUUUUUACGGUCCAUUUCGAAGAAGACCUAGUAAUUACAGUAUCCGAGUGUUUUUUGAAGUGAGUUCGCGAGUUCUUUUUCCAAAGAAAAUAUCGAAUCUAUUGUAACUUAAUUCUCCAAAACCUACGUUUUCUUUAUUUUUUAAAUUUCUUUAUAUUACAAGUCAAAUGUCAACUUUCAAAAUAUAUAAAUUAUUCAGGAAAAAACAAAUAAAAAUCCUUACGAAAUUUAUAAAAAAAUAGUUCCACAUAAACCAAAUUCCGACUCAAAGCAUUUGAUCUAAACGCUGGUUUUGGAAAACAAAUGACUCACUUUGGCGUUCGUCAUCUGCAAAUGCUCUUGCUCUUCGGCACAAUGUGUGUUGUGUAUGCGCUGCGCGUCAACCUCUCUGUGGCGAUCGUGGUGAUGACAGAUAAGUCGUCAAAUCCGGAUUUCGAAGAAUAUGACUGGAACGAGCACAUUAAGGGUCUGCUACUGAGUUCCUUCUUCAUUGGUUAUGUCACCUCACAAGUACCUUCGGGCUAUUUAUCGCGCAGAUGCGGCGGCAAAAUAUUGCUACUCAUUAGCCUCGUCAGUUGCUCAUUGUUGGCCAUAUUGACGCCAUUGUGUGCUGCUGUUGGCAGCUGGCAGCUGGUGCUUGCCUCACGCAUAAUCCAGGGCGUAUUUCAGGGCACCAUAUUUCCCUCAACUCAUACGAUACUCUCGCAGUGGUCGCCAGUGGAGGAGCGCGGUCUAAUGAGUUCAUGCACAUAUUCAGGCUGUCAAUUUGGCACAUUCGUUAUGUUGGGCAGUAGUGGUGUGAUUGCGGCCUCACGUUUCGGUUGGCCUGGUAUUUUCUACAUAUCCGGCAGUGUGGGUUUACUCUGGGCCGCUAUAUUCAAGUGUUUCGGUUGCAGUUCACCGAAAGAGUGUCACCGGCUAUCGGAGCGUGAACGCGAACUCAUCACUUCGCACUGGGGCACAUCGGAGCUGGAGUUUCGUCGCAGAUCAAUGCAUCCACCAUGGUGGGCUUUCUUCAAAUCGUGUCCAUUUUGGGCACUCAUGACCGUACACUGUACCAAUAAUUGGGGUCUCUGGACUUUGCUCACCUACAUGCCAGUUUAUGUAAAAAAUAUCUUAAAUAUGGAUAUUAAGAAUAAUGCACUCUCAUCCGCACUGCCAUAUUUUUCAAUGUGGGUUCUGAGUUUUGUGUUUACCGCGUUGUCAAUGUGGUUCAAGAAACGUCAGUGGGUAUCUUUAAAUACCAAUAGAAAACUGUUCAACACAAUCGGUCAUGGUACACCGGCAAUAACGCUCAUUGCUCUCGGCUAUGUGGAUGCAGAUCAUGUGAUCGCUGCUGUGGCUCUACUCACAAUCACAGUUGGAGUUAGCUCGGCUUCGUAUUUGGGCUAUCAAAUCAAUCAUAUUGAUCUAUCACCCAACUUUGCUGGCGUUCUGAUGGGCAUUUCGAAUUGUUUAGCCAAUAUAACGGGCAUUAUCGCGCCGCUAACCGUGGCAUUGAUAGUCACUAAUGAGAAAUCCGUUGAGCAAUGGCGUAUAGUCUUCUUUUUGGCUUCAUUCCUCUACAUACUGGGCAAUACGGUGUUUCUAAUUUUCGGUAACUGUGACGUACAAUCAUGGAAUGAUCCCGUCGACUAGCUGCAGAUCGCUUUAUUCCACAUUAAUGUGCAUUUGUCGCAUACGUCUGUGGGAUUCAUAAACUACUCUUAUAAAUUAAGCAUUUAAAUUAGGUGAAAAUAAUCAAAUAUGUAUGUAUGUAUAAAUUAAUGUAAAUUUGUUUUUGUUGAAUAAAUACCAGUGUAUAAAUUAUGUUGACUUAAAACGGGAAUUGCUUUUACAAAUUUGCACU